AUGACGAUGGGCCAAGAGAGUGCAGGCAUUGUUACAAGUAAUGGAUCCAGUCCACCCACAUACACCACCCUCAAGGGCAUGGGGUUAGUGAGCACAGCUUUUAAACCAGAAGACUUGUUGAAGCUGCGAUAUGGUAACUUGGGGAUUGGGCACACGCGCUAUUCCACCACAGGAAUGUCAGAGCUGCAGAACUGCCAGCCCUUUGUGGUGGACACUCUGCAUGGCAAGAUUGCGGUGGCACACAACGGAGAACUUGUCAACGCUGCUGCACUGCGCAAAAAGGUGAUGAGACAUGGCGUGGGUCUUUCCACUAGUUCAGACAGCGAGCUCAUCACUCAGCUGCUUUGUCUGACUCCGCCCAUGGAGGAGGUCGACACUCCUGAUUGGGUAGCACGCAUUAAGAACUUGAUGACAGAGACUCCAACGUCAUACUCCCUGCUGAUAAUGCACAAAGAUGUGAUCUACGCUGUGCGAGACCCAUACGGCAACAGACCUCUGUGUAUCGGACGGCUGGUGCCCAUCUCCAAACUACACAGCUCUGGAGGUGGAGAAGGAGACACAGAAGGCUGGGUUGUCUCCUCGGAGUCCUGCAGCUUCCAGUCCAUUGGCGCCAAGUAUUACCGUGAAGUCCAGCCUGGAGAAAUAGUGCAGAUCUCCAGACACGGGGUCAAGAGCCUGAACAUAAUCCCCCGUCCCGAGGGAGAUCCUCCAGCCUUCUGUAUAUUUGAGUAUGUCUACUUCGCCAGGCCAGACUCCAUAUUUGAAGGUCAGAUGGUGUAUACAGUCAGGCAGCGCUGUGGACGCCAGCUGGCCAUUGAGGCCCCCACUGAUGCAGAUGUGGUCAGUACAGUGCCUGAGUCUGCUACUCCAGCUGCUUUAGGAUACGCACAAGUGUCUGGCCUGCCCUACGUAGAGGUCCUGUGUAAAAACCGCUACGUCGGAAGGACGUUUAUUCAACCAAACACUCGUUUGCGUCAGCUGGGGGUGGCUAAGAAAUUUGGGGCGCUGACGGACAACUUUGCUGGCAAACGAGUAGUUCUCAUUGACGAUUCCAUCGUGAGAGGCAACACCAUCUCACCAAUCAUUAAACUGCUCAAAGAGGCAGGAGCAACAGAGGUCCACAUUCGUGUGGCGUCUCCUCCGAUUCGGUUCCCCUGCUACAUGGGCAUCAACAUUCCUACCAAAGAAGAGCUUAUUGCUAACAAACCAGAGUUCAAGGACAUUGCUAACUACAUUGGAGCCACCAGUGUGCGUUACCUGUCUGUCGAGGGCCUGGUGACUGCAGUUCAGAGUGGAAUUGAGUCCUACGAGAAGGAGCAGAUCAGCUCCAGCAGCAAGGCCAUCAGAAAACUGGGUCAUUGUACAGCUUGCCUGACUGGCAAAUACCCCAUCGAGCUGGAGUGGUGA
Messenger RNA from Pangasianodon hypophthalmus (striped catfish), 1407 nucleotides. RefSeq names its product phosphoribosyl pyrophosphate amidotransferase (gene ppat). Gene Ontology annotation, biological process: purine nucleotide biosynthetic process; purine nucleobase biosynthetic process. The record is from RefSeq and is a predicted model, not a curated record. The transcript is spliced from 11 exons. Lineage: Eukaryota; Metazoa; Chordata; Actinopteri; Siluriformes; Pangasiidae. The coding region runs from base 1 to 1407 and encodes 468 amino acids. Gene Ontology annotation, molecular function: amidophosphoribosyltransferase activity.